AUGCCCUCACUCAGCUCCAUCCUCGAUGGACCAUUCGAUGCGAUCCUAAGUGAUUACCUCAAGACUGCAGCCGUACCCGGAAUGUCCCUCGUCGUCCUUCAGCGUGGUCCCAAUGUCAAUUCCCCCGAGACCGCAUUCAGGUCGUAUGGGAUCGCGUACCAUGACCAGCCGGUCACUCCCGAGAUCCGCUUCCCCCUGUGCUCGCUCACCAAACACAUCAUGGCUCUGGCGUUGCUCCGCCUCCUAUAUGAGCACGGAAUGAGCCAGGAUACCCCGGUCCGAGACGUCCUCCCUGAAUUCCGGCUCUUGAAUGAGGCGGAUGGCAAGGCCAUCGUCACCUUUGCUCACAUCUUGAGCCACACGAGCGGACAGGGAGACAGUGACGGCAGAUGGAGUAUGAUGAAGGCUACUGAUGUGUCCUUGUAUGACUACCUUGCAGCCCAACCUUGCAAGAGCGCUCCAGGCACCAGGUUCAGCUAUAGCAAUAUCAUGUAUGAUCUCACCGUUCCCGCCAUCGAAGCCCUUUCCGGGGAGUCGGUGAUGGCACACCUCGCUAAGGUCUUUUUCCAGCUUUUGGGGAUGGACAAGACCACAUUCGAGGGGGAGGGCGGGGACGGCGCCGCUGAGGGUCACUACCGAGGCGAAGGAUCCGAUAUCGACGGCGACGAAGACCAACUUCCCGCCCCGAACCCGCAUCGUCUGGCACACCUCGGCUCAGGAAGGCUCAUCAGCUGCGCGAAGGACAUGGCAAAGUGGCUCGCGUACCUCCCUACCGAUCCAUUCUACCACCUUAUCAUCUCGCCCCGCAGCUCUGUUCCCGGUGGCAACCCUGAUCGGCCCGGAAAUACCAUCAUCGACGCGGGCGAGCAGUACGGAUUCGGUCUAUACACGGGGUCGUGUCAAGGCGUGCCCUUCAUCGAGCAGUGGGGAGCCAUGGGAGGCUUUGCUGGAGUCCUCACCAUCCUCCCCUCGCUGGACUUGUCGUUCGUGUGUUUGAGCAAUAGCUGGGACGGGCUAGAAGUGGGAGCUCUGGUAUCUCGUUUGCUAGUGAACAAGGUGAUGGGAACCGACCCAGCUCCGUGCGUCAAAUUGGUGACGCAAGAACGGCGACAACGCAUGCGGAGCGAGAUGGCAGACUUUGCGCCAGUCACAGGUCUGGAGCCGGCCGAGUCAACACGACUUUUAGGGACCUAUAUCACUCCCGGCGUCGGCGAGAUUCACUUCGACGAAUCGUCAAACGUCGCAAUCCGCCCUCAAUGCACCAACUUCCCUUGGCCACCCUGGAACCACGGCGAUAUCAAGCCGGUCGCUACGUAUUUGGGUGAUGGGCAGUAUGCGGCGUGUAUGGAGUACAAGCAGUGGCGGAGGGACGGGGACGACUCUCCGGUAGAGGUCAGGUAUUGCUCACCCUUCCGGCUGGAGAAGCAGGCGGGGAGUAGGGCAUUGUCUGCCUCUGAUUGUUAUUUCUUUCCUAGUGCUUGCACUUUGCGACCGAAGGGAGCUCAGGUAGGCUAG
Dioszegia hungarica is the source of this 1515-nucleotide messenger RNA. Its product is annotated as beta-lactamase/transpeptidase-like protein. The coding region runs from base 1 to 1515 and encodes 504 amino acids. The record is from RefSeq and is a predicted model, not a curated record. Lineage: Eukaryota; Fungi; Basidiomycota; Tremellomycetes; Tremellales; Bulleribasidiaceae. The transcript is spliced from 6 exons.